AUGGGGGCCAUCAUUCCCAACUCCGAGAGGUUUCCCGGGGGACCAGACCGCGUUUCAACAUUGGGCGCCUCUGCCCAACAUGCGUUUACUACGGAGUCCUCUCCGAACGACCCGUAUGUCUAUCAAGUUGGAUUUGGGAACAGGUUUUCUUCCGAAGCCAUCCCUGGGACUCUGCCUCGGUCAUGUAAUGUACCACAGAAAGUGAAGUACAAUCUCUAUUCUGAACAGCUCAACGGUUCGACGUUCGUUGCCUCCAGAGCCAACAUUCAAAAUGCCUGGUUUUAUCGUAUCUUCCCGUCUGUGGCCCACGGAGAUCUCACAAAAUUGUCACGAAACCCAGAUAUCGAGUCAAGAUUCACUUCUGGAAACGACAAAGUUGAGUUUGUUCCCGGUGGACUUUGUUGGAGAGCAUUUCCCGUACCGAAAAGCGAAGGGCCAGCCAUCGACUUCGUCCAGGGGCUCAAGACGAUAGUUGGGCACGGCGAUCCGACAACCAAGGACGGGUUGGCUGUGCAUGUGUACGCCGCAAAUUCUUCAAUGAAAAAACGCGCAUUCUGCAGCAAUGACGGCGACAUGCUUUUCGUGCCUCAAACCGGCAGGCUAGACAUCCAGACAGAAUUUGGGAGGAUGAUGGUACGACCUGGCGAGCUGGCGGUGAUCCAAAGUGGCAUCCGCUUCAAGGUCGAGUUGCCGGAUGGCCCGGCACGGGGUUACGUCCAAGAGAUAUUCGGAGGCCGGUACGAGCUGCCAGAACUUGGUCCGCUCGGAAGCAACGGGAUGGCUCUGCCUCGCGAUUUCGAAUUUCCCGUCGCCUCCUUUGAUAUGGAUACGUCAGAGUGGGAAAUCGUGUAUAAAGUGGCCGGGAAGCUGUGGUCCUGCAAACAGAAUCACACGCCCUUUGACGUGGUUGCAUGGGAUGGCAACCUGACGCCGUCUGAAAGUUAUGUACCCUUCAAAUAUGCCGCCGAGAAGUUUGUCAACGCCGCCUUUGUGGAUAAGGACCAAGCCGAUCCUAGUUUGUACACCGUCUUGACGGUAAAGUCCAAGAUGCCCGGCGUACCCGCAACAGACGUCAUGUUCUUCACGCCAAAGUGGUCUUCGGCAACAAAUACCUUUCGGCCUCCCUAUUACCAUCGAAACAUGGCGACGGAGGUAGUGGGUAUCGUAUACGGCGGCUACAAAGGCACCAGUCGCAACUUGGAAGCUGGUGGCCUGAGUUUCCAAUCUAGCUUCAUGCCUCAUGGAGAAACCCAUGAGGCGUUUUUGCAGGCCACCACCAACGAAUUAAAGGCCCAACGCAUUGGAGAAGGAUAUCUCGGAUUCAUGUUCCAGAUAAGCACUCAUUGUGCGGUAACACAAUACGCCUUGGAAAGAAGCGGGGUGCUGGAAGUACCGCCGGCGUCUCUCUGGGAUUCGAUGGAAGGACACUUUCUCGAACACGCCGAAGAGGUGAAUGGCGACCUGCGAAGACGGGGACUGCCGACUCUCAUGGCCACUCUGGGCCAUUGA
Molecule: messenger RNA, 1509 nt
Organism: Colletotrichum orchidophilum
Lineage: Eukaryota; Fungi; Ascomycota; Sordariomycetes; Glomerellales; Glomerellaceae
Product: homogentisate 1,2-dioxygenase
Exons: 11
Coding region: 1-1509 (502 amino acids)
Biological process (GO): L-phenylalanine catabolic process
Cellular component (GO): cytoplasm
Molecular function (GO): homogentisate 1,2-dioxygenase activity
Source: RefSeq, a predicted model, not a curated record